AUUCUCUAUUUUUCUUUUCAUAUUCUCCUACAAACAGAAGAAUACGAAGAAGAAGAAGCACCUGAAGUGGAGGAAACCCACGAGGCAGAAGAGGAACCAGAGCUUGUUGAGGAAGAGGAAACACAGGAGGAGGAAGGUUAUGAGGAGGAAGACCACGGUGAAGAAUACGACGAAGAGAAGCCAAAACCUAAACUCACCGCCCCUAAAAUCCCAGAAGGUGAAAAAGUUGACUUUGAUGAUAUCCAGAAGAAAAGACAAAACAAGGACUUGAUUGAGCUGCAGUCUCUCAUCGAUACACAUUUUGAAGGCCGCAAGAAAGAGGAAGAGGAGCUCAUUGCCCUGAAAGACAGAAUUGAGAAGCGUAGAGCUGAAAGAUCAGAACAGCAGAGGAUCAGAGCAGAGAAAGAGAAGGAGCGUCAGAACAGACUGGCUGAGGAGAAGGCAAGAAGAGAGGAGCAGGAUUUACUAAGACGUGCUGAGGAUGACAUGAAGAAGAAGAAGGCUCUGUCCUCCAUGGGAGCCUCAUACAGCAGCUACCUGGCCAAGGCUGACCAGAAGAGAGGCAAGAAACAGACAGCCCGUGAGCAGAAGAAGAAGAUCCUAGCAGACCGUCGCAAGGCCCUGAACAUUGACCACCUUAAUGAGGACAAAAUCAGGGAUAAGGCCAAGGAGCUGUGGGACUGGCUGUACCAGCUGGAGUCUGAGAAGUUUGAGAUGGGAGAGAAGCUGAAGAAACAGAAAUAUGAGAUUACGACUCUGCAUAGGAGGGUAGAAGAAAUCUCCAAGUUCAGCAAGAAGGGAGCUGGAGGAGGCAAAGGCAAAGUCGGAGGCCGCUGGAAGUAAAAUCUCCCAGAAGAAUCAAAAUAAGGUCAUGACAGAGAGCAGCCUCCCUCCUCUUACCUUUCACCAUACCCAACCCUGCUGGAAGCUGGAUCCACUCGGUGCCCUAAGAGAUAGUGACCCUGUCCGCCUCUGUGAGCAACCUCUUUCUUUCUGUGGACUGCUCUGUAUAAUCUCUACUCUUUUGUAAAUAAAGUGUGAAGCUUCUUACCCGAA
Spea bombifrons (plains spadefoot toad) is the source of this 1056-nucleotide messenger RNA. It is a transcript of the gene TNNT3, whose product is annotated as troponin T3, fast skeletal type. The transcript is spliced from 14 exons. The annotation marks the transcript as partial. Gene Ontology annotation, molecular function: troponin C binding; troponin I binding; tropomyosin binding. Gene Ontology annotation, cellular component: troponin complex. Gene Ontology annotation, biological process: muscle contraction; regulation of muscle contraction; sarcomere organization. The record is from RefSeq and is a predicted model, not a curated record. NCBI's taxonomy places the organism in Eukaryota, Metazoa, Chordata, Amphibia, Anura, Pelobatidae.